AUGAACCAGACACAGCCGUAUAUGGACGUGCAUUCCUCGCACUUUUCAUCUCCCCAGUCGUAUGCCUCCCAGAGUGCUACGGCAGGAGCUUUAGUUCCUUAUUCGCAUUAUCAACAACAACCGCCGGUUCUGCAGCCCGGUUCGACGGCCUAUCCGUCGACUGCGAAUUCCUAUUCUCAAUAUGGAUAUGCAAAUGGCGUUACUUCAACUCAGUCGACCACGCAGCCGCCGACUACGUCCAUUCCCAGCCAGAUUCCUGGUCAGCUGCUGCCCUUACCAGCUAUGACAAGUCAUACAGUGACGCCUCAUGGAUACGUCACUGGUUCUAAUCAACAACCCACUCCGGGACAAGUUUACGAUACAACCGGUCAGCUUGCGCCUCCGGGAGCGAAACCGAGGGUGACUGCUACUCUGUGGGAGGACGAGGGUAGUCUCUGCUACCAAGUCGAAGCCAAGGGUGUCUGCGUUGCUCGACGUGAAGAUAACCACAUGAUUAAUGGGACGAAGCUUCUCAAUGUUGCGGGAAUGACCAGAGGUCGUCGAGAUGGUAUAUUGAAGAGCGAGAAGAUUCGCCAUGUUGUGAAAAUUGGACCGAUGCAUCUGAAGGGCGUGUGGAUCCCCUUCGAACGUGCCCUCGACUUCGCCAAUAAAGAGAAGAUCACUGAUCUGCUCUAUCCGCUCUUCGUGCAUAACAUCGGGGGCCUGCUGUAUCAUCCCACUAAUACGAGUCGAACCAAUAUGGUGGUGCAGGAUUCGCAACGACGACUGGAAGGAACACAACGAAGCUCGCAGGGUCCGCAAGCUCCGACACUUCACCACCAUCACUCAAUGCAGACAUCUGUGAGCUCUCACAUGUCACAGCCACCAGCCCCGUCAAUACCCCCUCAACCCAGCGCUCGGCCUGGGCUGGAUCGAGCAAAUACAUUCCCCACGCCACCGUCAAGUGCAACUAGCCUGAUUCCUAUUUCCAAUCAGCAAAACACAUACGAAUGGGGUAGCCAGAACAUGGCCUCUGGAUCGCAGCAAUUGUCCAUCGACGCAGGGCUGAGCAAUGCUCGAUCUAUGCCAGCUACACCGGCUACAACUCCCCCAGCAAACAACCUGCAGGGCAUGCAGUCAUAUCCGACUCAGACCGGUUAUGAUAGUUCCAAGCCAUACUACUCUACAGCCCCCCAGUCGCAGGCGCAGUAUGCGCCCCAACAAUCAUUAGCCCAGCCAAACAUGACGAGCUACGGUCAGGCGAUGGCCACAAACUCUUACGUGAAGAAUGAAAUGGCGCCCCCAUCCGCGAGGCCAUCUGGCGUCCAAGGGGAGGCAGAACCAGUUGAGGUGAAAUCUGAGCGCUAUGGUCAAACAAACGGGCAGGUCAGCCAAGGAGCAGCCGAGGGAGAGCCGGCGGUUCACGAGCAGGAAUCCGAGUAUCUCAACGAUAACGGUGCGGCCUACAGCACCAACCGCAACUCCUACACCUACACGACGAAUCCGUCUGUGGGAUCUCUAGUGGGAGAACAGUCGCAAAUAACCCCGGCUAUGACUGGUUCACCAUCCCAGCAAAAUGGUACCGAUCAAAUGACUCCUCGCACCGCCGGUGGGGCUCCACAGUGGGCUCAGGGAUACAAUAAUACACCUCCCAAAUCCGCACAGUCGAGUAGCCUGUACAAUAUUGUCAGCGACACACGCAGCACGGCAACCAACGGAAAUACCGCAGACUCGUUUCCUGCAGCAAAUACCGCCUCUGGUUAUUCAGCUUCUGUGAACGGUUCCAUGGGCUCGACAAAGCGGAUUCGAGAGGACGACGAUGAUCGGGUUGCUCGACCAGACAGUGGCGGGGGAGAGUACGAUCAUAAGCGUCGCAAGACCUUGACCGAAGCGCCCGUUGGCGGGCCUGUUGGCGGGCCCCUGAUCAGCCUUCAGCCUGUCAAGGCAGGAGUGAUGUCCCGGCGACGAUGA
This is a messenger RNA of Rasamsonia emersonii CBS 393.64, 1950 nucleotides long. RefSeq lists its product as uncharacterized. Gene Ontology annotation, biological process: positive regulation of transcription by RNA polymerase II. The coding region runs from base 1 to 1950 and encodes 649 amino acids. NCBI's taxonomy places the organism in Eukaryota, Fungi, Ascomycota, Eurotiomycetes, Eurotiales, Trichocomaceae. Gene Ontology annotation, cellular component: nucleus. The record is from RefSeq and is a predicted model, not a curated record. Gene Ontology annotation, molecular function: DNA-binding transcription factor activity; sequence-specific DNA binding. The transcript is spliced from 4 exons.